AAUAGAGUCCGGGAGAAGUGUCUGUAGCCCUACGUGGGACCCCGUAGUCGUUCUCUCGGCGCCGGGCGGCCUGUCCCCGCCGCUUGGCGGGCUAGGGCAGGGGAAAUGUUGCAGGAGGAGUCGGAUCUGUCUCUCAUUAUUGCUCAGAUAGUCCAAAAACUCAAGGGCUCCAAUUUGUACUCUCAGUUGGAACGGCAGGCCUGGGCCAGUCUUCAGAGACCUGAGAUUAAACUUGAAUCACUAAAGGAAGAUAUUAAGAGAUUCUUUAAAACAUCAGGCUGGGAGAAGAAACUUCAGAAUGCUGUUUACAGUGAACUGAGUGUGUUUCCUUCUCCUCGUCACCCUGCAGCGCCCCCUGAGCAUCUUAAAGAACCUUUGGCAUACAUGAGGAAAGCACAGGGAAGUUGGGAAAAAAGAAUUUUGAAGAGUUUAAAUAGUAUGUGCACUGAGCUGAGUAUCCCAUUGGCACGAAAGCGGCCCGUUGGAGAACAGAAAGAACUCCUCAGUAAAUGGAAUGAAAUGGGAACUGAUGAACCAGAUUUAAGCCUUUUCAGACCUGUUUAUGCACCUAAGGAUUUUCUUGAGGUAUUAAUUAAUCUUCGCAACCCAAAUUAUGAAAAUGGUGAUUAUCUUAGUUUCAGGACUCAUUUGGGUUUAAUUCAAGUUCCACUGAAAGUAAAAGACAUCCCUGAAUUGAAAGAAUUAUUUGUAGAGCUCGGCUUAACUACAGGACAACUAGGUAUAGAUGAUGCUACACAAGUGCCUCCUGAACUUUUUGAAAAUGAGCAUGUACGUAUUGGGAACAAAGUUCUUGCAGAACAAGACAGUGCGGCCGCUCAGCAGUACGUCCGGCAAGGCAGCCCCACGGCCUUGAGAGCGGAGCUGUGGGCCCUCAUUUUGAACAUCUCCAGUCAGCCCGAGGAUAUCUUAUACUAUGAGCAGCUUAAGACCAAUGUGAUACAACAUGACCUUUUGGUGGACAGUCUAAUUUAUAAAGAUGUGAAGUUGACAGCAAGCAAUGAUGAUUAUUACUUUGUCUUUGAAGAUUAUUUAUAUCAGGUUUUACUUUGUUUUUCCCGGGACACAUCUGUGUUGGGUCACUUUGCAUACAACAGUGCUUCACCACCGAAAUCAUACAUACGAGGAAAACUAGGAAUAGAAGAAUAUGCUGUCUUUUAUCCACCAAAUGGUGUCAUCCCCUUUCAUGGAUUCUCAAUGUAUGUUGCACCGCUGUGUUUCCUGUACCACGAGCCUUCCAAACUGUACCAGAUAUUCCGUGAGAUGUAUGUGCGCUUUUUCUUCAGACUCCACUCCAUCUCCUCUCACCCCUCCGGCAUCGUGUCGCUGUGUUUGCUGUUUGAAACUCUCCUUCAGACUCACCUCCCCCAGCUCUUCUACCAUCUCCGAGAAAUCGGGGCUCAGCCACUUCGCAUAUCAUUUAAAUGGAUGGUUCGAGCGUUCUCCGGAUACUUAGCUACAGAUCAGCUCCUGCUUUUGUGGGAUAGAAUCCUAGGGUACAACUCUCUGGAACUUCUUGCUGUCCUGGCAGCUGCGGUGUUUGCCUUCCGCGCGGUCAACCUGAUGGAGGUGACAUCACUGGCUGCAGCUGAAGCAGUUCUUGCUGACCUUUCUACUUUAAAAGUUAUGCCUCUUCUUCAAAUUUUUUUGUUUGCCACUGUUACCUGAUCUUCUUCAAGGUCACUGAGAACACAUCUAGUUUUUCAAUAGAAACUAAUCAUGAACUAUGCAAAGUCUGCAUAAAACCAAAAUUAAACUUCGCAUAUAUGCCAAUAUAAGAUCAUGUUCCCUCCUUAAACCUAGGUAGUUUUUCACUUUUUGAGAAAAUAACUCAGCGCACCAAAUAUUGCACUGCAUGCUGCUGAUUUUUCAAGAGAGAAGCAAUAGACUAAACUUCUGCUAAAGUGAGCAUACUUUGUAUAUAAUCCUGACUUGGAAAAAGCAUGUAACAAUAUAUGCAAUAAGAACUAAAGAUACUGUAAUAAACUUGAAGAGGUAAUGUAGCCUCUGGGACAA
Molecule: messenger RNA, 2034 nt
Organism: Phyllostomus hastatus (greater spear-nosed bat)
Lineage: Eukaryota; Metazoa; Chordata; Mammalia; Chiroptera; Phyllostomidae
Gene: TBC1D19
Product: TBC1 domain family member 19
Exons: 21
Coding region: 106-1686 (526 amino acids)
Source: RefSeq, a predicted model, not a curated record